AUGGGUAACGGGCGUAAGGGCAACAAAGCAAAGAAGGGUGUUGACAUGGCUCAGGAGACAGACGUACCUGCCUUACCUCUGAAGGAGACUGCUGCUACCGGAAAGCCUCCAUUGUGUCCCGCUCCAUCGACAUUGGCAGGUCCCUUCGAAGCCUUCCAGGAGCAUGCUGAUGAUGACGCGCAAUCAACGGGGACCCCUGCGGAUGACGACGACGACGGUUACCUGAGUGACGACAGCGAUGAUCACCUGGAACCAGACUCUCUUAACAGCAUUAUUGCUGUGAAGCGCUUCUCACUAACCCUGUUGGUGCCGAUUGCCAGGAAAGCGGAGGUUAAGCGCGCGGCUUUCACAAUUGCUGCCAUGCUGGAUGAAUGGAAGGAUUUAUUAUCACCAGACGCGCUGCUGACCACAACUUACCAGGACCUCGCUCCGAUGUUUCUCUCUGGAGAGCGCUACGGACGCCUGCAGGUUACAUUCAAUCACGUCAAGGACGCGAACUUCGUGUGGAACCAGAUCAUUCGUCACGAAUGCGUCAACGGCGAUUUCGUUGACUUCACCUGGCAGCACCCAGAGGACGCGCGUUUCCAGCGUGGGCGCGAACUGAACCCCACGGCGAAGGAGAUCAUAAUCAAAGGCGUACCUGCAGAAACGUCGGCAGAACUGAUCCGUCGUCUGCUGGUGGUGUCAAAGCUGGUGAAGCGUGGCAGGAGCACGUUUGCCAGUGGUUUCGGUUUUCACCGGACAGUCGACCCUGUGUCAGGCUUGGACACGGAUCGCAUCCGUGGAUUGUUCGUCCCCCAUGCUGACGACGAGUACCGCUGGCGCACCUUUGUGGAAGAUCCCACCACAGGGAAACGGUACCUGCUUCACUACCCGUCGCUGACCUGUGACUUCUGUGGUGGUCAGCACAUGACUCGCUAUCACGACCGCUAUGUCACCCCGAAACAAGACCAUUUCAACAACUGGAAUGUGACGGUUAAGAAGGCAGGAUGCGAGAAGGCGCAGGGGAUCCAUUUCGAGCAGGCUUCGUCUCACAUUGUAUCCGCUCGUCACAAGGAGGGUUUGCGGAAGGAGAGUUCAGCAACACGUGUCGGCACGUUCCCUCAGAAGAUGAUAUCCUUCAAGAAGGAGCUCCUGGCGGUGGUCGUUCGCUGGGGUGGCCUGGAGUUCCUGCUGAUAGCAGCAUACAUCCCGGCUCAGGCGGUGAACAGGAGUAGUUUCUACAGAGACAGCCUGGAGCCGUUUCUGCAAUCCCUGCCGGUGCUCCACCACAUUCUGGUGAUGGGUGACCUCAAUGUGGUCGAGGAUCCGGACCUGGAUCGCACCUCACAGGCUGGCUCCUCGGCAGAGAAUCACCGCCUCUUGAGCUGCUGGAGGAAUACGGACCUGCGGGAUGCUUUCAGACAUAUCCACCCGGACAAAAGGGAAUACACCUUCUUUGCAAGAGCAACGAGAUACCCGCACUGCCAACGAACGGGGAGGACUCUACUUCGGAAAGAGGAGCUGCUGGAGGCAUAUGAGAGGAGCCAUAAAGAACAGCUGCAGUUAUGGGCAGGCAUCGAAGCGGAGAUGGACGGGGAGGUGGCGUCGGGCACUCUAUCGGCGCAAAUCAAGACUCGCAAGGCAAAAACAACAAUUCGGGAGGUAGCGCGGAACGGGAGCCUGUUCUCGGGGGUGAAGGAGGUUCUCUCGGCGGCGACAUCUCACUUUCGUGAUGCCUUUGGGUGUGUCAGCAGCAGCGCGGUACCUGCCACGGAAGAUCAUCCCAUGCAACGGCGAUUGGGGGAAGCAAGUAGAAGAGCGCUGAGUGCACCCUGGACGGAGGACGAGGUUCGGAAAGCAAUACGGGAACUUGCCCCAAGGAAAUCACCGGGCGCUGACGGGCUGCCUAAAGAGCUCUUCGAUUACAACUGGGGGCUGCUGGGACCAGUGCUGAUGGACCUGGUGAGGAGUUUCACGGGCGGAGAGGCGUUGCCGCACACGGUCUCAACAGCUGUGACCAUCCUGCUGCAUAAGAAGGGGGAUAAAGGCGACCUGGGGAACUAUCGGCCGAUAACGCUCCUUAGUACGGUUUGCAAAAUCAUAGCAAAGGUGAUGGCGAGCCGGCUCAAAGUGGUGUUGCACGAGGUCAUCUCGGAGGACCAAUACGGGUUCCUACCUGGUAGGCAGCUGGCGGACGCGGUGUCGGUGGUCGCGGAUGCCAUAGAAGCAGGAGCGAAUGGGAAAGAGGACUGGUACCUGAUGAUGAUUGAUUUUCAAAAGGCUUUUGACUCAAUCUCGCGGGACUACCUCUUUGACACGUUGCGGGAGCUGGGUUUGCCAGAGGUUUUCGUAUCCUGGACAGAGGGGCUGCACAAAGACGCGGGGACGUGCCUGCACAUCAAUGGCUGGACAGGAGACAGGGUGGCGGUGGAGAAGGGAGUGCGCCAAGGCUGCCCGCUGGCGCCGUACCUCUUCCUCUGUGCAGUAGAGCCGCCGUGCCAAGAGUUUAAUCGGAAAAAGCUGGGAAUCGGGAAGCGAGGUGUGGGCACGCUAGCAUACCUGGGUUACGCUGAUGAUACAUCACUGUUACUGCGCGGAGCAGAGCAGCUGGAAGCAGCGGCGGAUGUUCUGACAGUCUUCGGAAGAGAGUCAGGGCUGGUGGUGAACGAGGGAAAAACGGUAGUCUUCCCGCUGGGGAAAAACCGUGGGAAGCCGCCACCGCACAACCUGCGUUACAAAUGGGCGGACAAGGAGGAGCCGGAGCGACUGUUGGGGAUCUGGAUCACGCCGAAUGGUGACCCAACUCCAUCCUGA
This is a messenger RNA of Closterium sp. NIES-65, 2796 nucleotides long. NCBI's taxonomy places the organism in Eukaryota, Viridiplantae, Streptophyta, Zygnematophyceae, Desmidiales, Closteriaceae. The record is from the annotation of a GenBank genome assembly.